Molecule: messenger RNA, 1696 nt
Organism: Schistocerca americana (American grasshopper)
Lineage: Eukaryota; Metazoa; Arthropoda; Insecta; Orthoptera; Acrididae
Product: ras-related and estrogen-regulated growth inhibitor-like
Exons: 7
Coding region: 340-1023 (227 amino acids)
Molecular function (GO): GTP binding; GTPase activity
Source: RefSeq, a predicted model, not a curated record
CGUAGCGAGCAGAUCGGGAAGAGCUCUGUUUAGAACACGUGCGCGCGCGGCGUCGUCUUGGCUCUCGUUGCGUACGACCAAAACAAACCUUUGAGUUUUUUGAACGCUAAGUCCCACGGUCUUACGUCCUCCUAAGUGCCUUUCCACGAAGGUACACCAUCCACUCCACCCCUCGGUAAACCAUUAUAUCCUUAGGGCCGGUGCGCGGUAAAGAAUAUCUGAAAGCAAGAGACUGAGCAACAGCUGAUCCACCCACGUGCUCCUGCAGCACUAUUAAUUUCGGCGGUGCCCGUGUGGUGAUGCGAGGAGGCUCUGGGUAACCGAGCGAGUCGACGCGCCAUGACCAACCUCAACCGCAUCCGGGUCGUGGUGCUGGGCAGCGCGAGAGUCGGCAAGUCCGCCGUCACGGUGCGCUACCUCACCAAGCGAUACAUCGGGGAGUACAGUUCCAACAGCGAUUUUCUGUACCGGCAUAAUGUGACUUUCGACAAUGUGACGACGGAAGUAGAAAUACUGGACACCUCCAAAUGUGCAACAUCACAUUCUCACCGAAUGAUACAGGACAAGAAACAGGCGACGGGCUGCCUGUACGACCACAUCCGAUGGGGCGAGGCGUUCGUGGUGGUGUACAGCGUGUGCGACCGCGCCAGCUUCAACGACGCGCACGAACUGCUGGACAAGCUGGCCAAGCUGAAGCUGCCCUCCUACUUCACGACGCUGCUGCUCGGCAACAAGCGAGACCUCGACCACUCGCGUGAGAUCUGCGUGGACGCGGGCCAGGAGCUGUCGCUGCAGUACGGCUGCCAGUUCUACGAGGUGAGCGCCGCCGAGAACUUCGCGGGCGUCUCGCUGGCCUUCCAGUCGCUGUUGCGCGAGGCGCGCUCCGUGCAGCUGCUGCGCGCGCUGCCCAUCCGCCGCAAGCUGGGCGUCAACUCGGUCAGCAAGGUGCUCGGCAACAUCUUCGGCAAGAACAGCAACAAGGCCUCCGGCGACCGCAAGAAGAGGCCGUCGCUCUCCAUAUAGCUGGCCCGCCUGUGCCCCGGCAGCGGGGCCUGACGACGCUGACGCCGUCGCGUCCGUUCCUACACACUGUGCGCCGAGGGGCCGCCGGGGUGUCCCACCGCACCACAGGCUGCGGUUGGCUGCCGCAUUCCUCGAGUACCUAGGCAGCUGUCUGUGGACAGAAUCUCUCGCGUGAGAACGACUAGAGGUUUCGAGGCUUCCCACAUGAACUGCAUCUCACAAGAAGUGCUUUGCAUCAGAUGCGAAGACGUGUGAUGCUUGGUAGAAGCUCCCCAUUCGAGACUGCCCUGUUUUAGAGGGCAUAUUUAUACAUAGUAUUGACUAGAUUCGUUGACCUCCGAUUUGGGUACGUGGCCUUACCGACAGUAGGUUGUCCACUGGAAUACCCCCUCCAAACGCAGGGAUCAAAGUCGCUCCUAAAAGGACCCAACACACUUGCAUUAAUGUGCAGCGGAAAUGAUCCAACAUUUCACAUGUUGAAGUCACUACCACUCAAGUUCCUCAAGGUCGUGAGCGAAGGUAUCGGUGCAAAUACAAGAGGCACCUGACAAGUGUUUGCUUCCAUCCCAGGGGACACUGAAGAUUCAACGAGUCUCAUGACAGUAUAAACAAAUUCAGUAUCGAUUUAAAGCGGGUGUGUCCAAUCUUUCAGCUUACCUGGUCCACACUGGAA